Messenger RNA from Rubroshorea leprosula, 1640 nucleotides. The record is from the annotation of a GenBank genome assembly. Lineage: Eukaryota; Viridiplantae; Streptophyta; Magnoliopsida; Malvales; Dipterocarpaceae.
GUUUUUUACUCUGUUUCUUGGUUUUAUUUCAUGAGCAGAGCAGACUGGGAAACAAUAGGUGGUACAGAAUUUGCGUUACUAUCUGAUGAAGAACAGCAAGGAGAAUACAGACAAGGAUGAAAAGGGACAAACUUUCCUGUUGUCCUGGGCAAGCUGUGGUUACUACUGGAGGAAAAGGCCCAGACUUCUUUAUUUUAUCUUUUGCAGCUUUAUUCUGGCACCUUACUUCAUCACCUCCUUUAUUCUGUAUCGUCUUUAUUCAUUUGGUGUAAAAGAUGAAGGAUUUCCUGAUAACAUGGACGUAAAGGUUCCUGUUUUAUCUUCGGUUUCUAAUGGGACAAUUUGCUGUGACAGAAGCCAUUUUCGGACUGAUAUUUGUGUCAUGAAGGGUGAUGUAAGAACACACUCUGCUUCAUCUUCUAUCUUCCUCUAUACCUCAAAACACGACAACGGAUUCAUCAAUAAUGUUUCAAACGUUGUCCAACAUGAAAAAAUCAAACCAUAUACUAGGAAAUGGGAAGCAGGUACCAUGGCCACCAUAGAUGAAUUGGACCUUGUCUCCAAGAGGGAAAAUCCGGGUUUGGACCAUAGGUGUGAUGUGCAUCAUGAUGUUCCGGUAGUCGUAUUCUCAACGGGAGGUUACACUGGGAACGUUUACCAUGAAUUCAAUGAUGGGAUUUUGCCAUUGUACAUAACAUCUCAGCAUCUGAACAAGAAGGUUGUGUUUGUGAUUCUUGAAUAUCACCAUUGGUGGAUGAUGAAGUAUGGAGAUAUCCUACCACACCUCUCAGAGCAUCCGGUAAUCAAUUUCACCGGAGACAAUAGAACUCAUUGCUUCCCGGAGGCAAUUGUUGGUCUGAAGAUCCAUGAUGAGCUAACUGUGGAAUCUUCCCUAAUAAGUGGGAAUAAGAGCAUUGCGGAUUUCCGAAAUCUCCUAGACAGAGCUUACUAUCCUAGAAUUAGAGCUCUUAUGGUCCGAAACAAGGAGAAAAAAGAACAUCAACCCAGGAAACCAAAGCUAGUAAUCUUGUCUCGCAAUGGUUCUAGAGCGAUAACAAAUGAAAAUUUGUUGGUGGAAGCAGCAAAGAGAAUAGGGUUUCAAGUUCGAGUUCUGAGACCUAAACAAAGCACAGAACUAGCUAAGAUUUAUGUAGCCCUUAAUUCAAGUGAUGCCAUGGUUGGUGUCCAUGGUGCUGCCCUGACACAUUUCUUGUUCAUGAGACCUGGAACUGUGUUCAUCCAAAUCAUUGCCCUUGGAACAGAUUGGGCAGCAGAGACAUACUAUGGACAUCCUGCGAGGAAGCUUGGUUUAAGGUACAUUGGGUACAAGAUCCUUCCUAAAGAGAGCUCUUUGUAUGGGAGUUAUGACAAAGAUGAUCCUGUUCUUACAAAUCCAGAAAGCGUGAGUAAAAAGGGAUGGGAAUUUACUAAGAAAAUUUAUCUCCAAGGUCAGACCAUUAAAUUAGAUAUUAGGAGAUUUCAGAAGCAACUUGUUCAUGUUUAUGACUACUCCAAAACCAAAAUGAACAAAUACAUUCACCAUCAAUCACAAUAAUUUUGAGCCUGUAAAACAAGAAUAUGUAUAAAGGAUAUAGAUGUAAUGUGACACCUUCAUAUGUUAAUAAAUUAUUAUUUAUAUU